Molecule: messenger RNA, 768 nt
Organism: Huiozyma naganishii CBS 8797
Lineage: Eukaryota; Fungi; Ascomycota; Saccharomycetes; Saccharomycetales; Saccharomycetaceae
Product: SRP1/TIP1 family protein
Exons: 1
Coding region: 1-768 (255 amino acids)
Biological process (GO): fungal-type cell wall organization
Cellular component (GO): fungal-type vacuole; fungal-type cell wall
Molecular function (GO): structural constituent of cell wall
Source: RefSeq, a predicted model, not a curated record
AUGAACACCAAGUACACAGCCCUUCUAGUAUCCCUCGCUGCAGUCGCCUCUGCGCAGACCCAGGAGGAAAUCACGCAGCUGAACGUCAUCCUGAACGAUGUCAGGGACAACCUGAGCGAGUACAUGGCGCUGCUGAACGACCCCUCCUCCGGGUUCUCCGUCGCCUCGAUGCCCCAGGGCGUCUUGCAGAUCGGCGGCGCCCUCGCCACCGCGACCAACAGCGCGUUCACCUCGAUGUACUCCGACGUCGACUUCGCAGGCCUGUCCUCCUUCCUGCCAAGACUGCCAAGGUACUCUUCCAGACUGGAGCCAGCCCUGAGAGCAGCCGACGCUCCCCUGGGCGGGUCGGCCUCGAACUCCACGGUGUCCGCUUUGAACUCCACCUCCAUCGCCGCAGACAACGGCUCCAACUCCUCCGCGCCCGUCUCCUCCGUCUCCGCCUCAAGAAACUCCACCGCCUCCAGCGUCUCCAUCACCUCGAGAACCGCGGCGGCCGAGGGGAACAGCACGGUCGCAGGCGGCGCAGCGGGCCGUGCCAGCGAGACAGAGAGCGAGAGAUCCUCCUCCCGUAGGUCCUCCUCAAGGACCUCCUCCGCAAGCGCAAGAACCACAGCAAGAGCAGGCGAGACCAACGGGACUGCCAACGUCUCGAACGAAACCUCCUCGAGAUCCUCCUCGAGAUCCUCCAGAGCAGGCGCGAACGUCGCGAAGGCUGCCACGGGGAUCAGCGCAGGCGCUCUAGCGGCAGCCGUCGCCAUGUUGUUGUAG